CUUCACUCACGCGCUUGGCGCUAUUUGCCACGGAAGGUCAUCAAGUGCAAAACCGGCUGAGGCAAUAACACACUGGGUAAAGACAUUACACUUGCCGGUAGGGCCGGUGGGUACGGAAUUAAAUACGGACCCCUGAGGUUCAACAGUCAACGAUUAGGAAACCGUAAGGUGCACUAUGUUUUUACAGCAGGAAGAGUGAGUGAGUGAUUGUUUAAGUCUGUCAGAUUCAGUAUGUCUGCAUGGGUGCAGCAGGAGGCUGGUCCAACCAGUUCUGCUGAAAUCAAGAAAUCAGAGCCCAGAGGCCAGGAGAAGAAAUGCUCAUGGGCGUCUUACAUGACAAACUCCCCCACCUUGAUUGUCAUGAUCGGCCUCCCUGCCAGAGGCAAGACGUACAUGUCAAAGAAACUCACACGCUAUCUCAACUGGAUAGGAGUUCCAACAAAGGUGUUUAACCUGGGGGUGUAUCGGAGGGAAGCAGUUAAAGCCUACAAGUCUUAUGACUUCUUCAGACAUGACAAUAAGGAAGCCAUGGAGAUCCGAAAACAGUGUGCCUUGGUGGCCCUGGAAGAUGUAAAGACCUACCUUAAUGAAGAAGGUGGACAAAUAGCUGUAUUUGAUGCCACAAACACAACCCGGGAAAGACGGGAUCUUAUAUUCAGUUUUGUACAGGAGAAUUCAUAUAAGGUGUUUUUUGUGGAGUCAGUAUGUGAUGAUCCAGAGGUUAUAGCAGCUAACAUCCUGGAGGUCAAGGUUUCAAGUCCAGAUUAUCCAGAGACGCACAGAGAGCGAGUCAUGGAUGAUUUCCUGAAACGCAUAGAAUGUUAUCAAGUCACUUACCAGCCACUAGAUCCUGAUGAAUAUGACAAAGAUUUGUCCUUCAUUAAGGUGAUGAACGUGGGUCGUCGGUUUGUGGUGAACCGUGUUCAGGACUACAUCCAGAGCAAGAUCGUCUACUACCUCAUGAACAUCCACGUGCACUCGCACUCCAUCUACCUGUGCAGGCACGGAGAGAGCGAACACAACGUCCAGGGCCGCAUUGGAGGAGAUUCUGAACUCUCCCCCCGAGGAAGACAGUUUGCGAGCACCCUGCAUGAGUUCAUUGAGGAGCAUAAGCUGUCUGACUUGAAGGUUUGGACGAGCCAGUUAAGAAGAACCAUCCAGACGGCUGAAGAGCUGGGAGUUCCGUAUGAACAGUGGAAAAUCCUCAAUGAGAUCGAUGCUGGAGUAUGUGAAGAGAUGACCUACGAAAUGAUCCAGAACACGUUCCCAGAAGAGUUUGCUUUAAGGGAUCAGGAUAAAUACCACUACAGAUACCCUGGAGGAGAGUCGUAUCAGGACCUGGUUCAGCGGCUAGAGCCUGUGAUUAUGGAGCUUGAGAGACAAGGCAAUGUACUAGUCAUCUGCCACCAGGCAGUUAUGCGCUGCCUACUAGCCUAUUUCUUGGACAAGAGUGCAGAUGAUCUGCCCUAUUUGAAAUGUCCCCUUCACACUGUCAUGAAGCUCACUCCAGUUGCUUAUGGCUGCAAAGUAGAGAUGUUUUAUCUGAAUGUGGAGGCAGUGAAUACACAUCGCGACCGGCCACUGGGGAAAGUCAGACGAGACUCCGCCCCUCUGCUAAGGCGGAAUAGUUACACGCCCCUCUCCAGUCAUGACCAGGUUAAGCGGCCCCGCCUCUACAGCGAUGGCAACCGACCCUGGCUGCCCCUCACCCCCUCCCCCACCACCCUGCACAUCCCCAACUCGCCAGACGGGGCGCUGCUGCUUCAGCAAAGCCAAUCUCAUGUGGCUGGCAGUCAUCUGACUCCUUGUGUGAAGGAAUCAACUUUGACUGCCCAGACGAAGCUAAUGACUGUUUCCGCUUCUGAAUGAGAUGGGCGAAUUUCCAAAAUCCUGCAUGAAAAUGAAACUUUGCUUUUAGGUAUUGCUUGCUUUUUUGGUGACGGAACUACAUUUCCCAUCAGCCCCUAGCAUGACAAAUCACCACUGCUGUGACUGAAAUGAAUCCUAUAAUUUAUCAUGAAGAGAUAUAUAUGCCCAGUUAUUUUAGCUGAUGAUGCCUUAAUGAAGACUGUUUGAUCUGUUAUAAUUUGGACAUGAUGUGGGUUGUGAAAAUGAUGAUAACCUCAGUACAGGAUUUGUGUUGCAAUACAGUGUUGUUUGCAGCAAUGGAUUUUCCCAGUCAUAACUAUUACAACACAGACUCUAGUCAAUCAUCAGGAUGAAGAAAAGCUUAUUUCAGGGAAUCAGUGGAAAAGAGAUUAGAGGAACAGUUUAUAUAUUAAAACAAGUAAGUUUGUGCACAUUGUGGCUUAAAAGGAAUGCACUUGAGGAGAUUUUUAAUGAGAAUGAAAUUUUUUUUUUUCUUGCAAAUUUUCUUAAAAAGAAUGAUAGUCAUAUGGGAUAUUGCACAAAGUUCAAGCUAGUGAUGUAAUAUUUUUAUAGAAAUAUUUGUGUGCAGCAUCCGGACAGAUCACAAGGAUUUGUAGAUCGCCGUAUUUAAAUGAGGUAUAUUUAAUAGGUCAGGUCACUGCUGGAGAUGCAACAAAUGUAGUUGUUUUAUCACGGUUUUGAAUGUAGUCUGCGCUCUUUAAGCAAAAAAAAGUUUUCUCUGGUUAUGUGUUUGUUACAAAACUGAAAUUACUAGCUUUACAAGUAUUUUUGUGUUAAGGAGCUGCACUCAAAACACAAUUCACAUCUCGAUCAACAGCAUGUCGUCAACCAAGGACACUGCAUAAAACAAGUUAAAUAAUGUGCCAUAUGACUACCUUAUGGUUGAAUGUUUAAAGAAAAAUGUCUGAAGUUCUGUAUUUUUCCACUAAUUCUUUCCAUUUUUUAACAUUUGAAUCAUGUUUUGCCUCACUACUUUAUUUGUAAUGGUGCGACAUUAUUUUUUAAAAGUGCAAAUAUUCCAUAUACUCUGAGUUUAAUGCUGCAUGCAUUAUACUAAAUUAUAAAUAAAUUGGCAAAAUACAGCUUGUGCUGCUGUGAUCAGUGUCCAGGGCAUGAACAUCAUCAGCACUUGUUCAUUUCUGCAUGACACAAAGUUUUCAUGAGAUAUCCAAGAAUGCAUUGCCUUUAAGAAAGUGGCUAAUGUGAUUGCACAGUACAAACUGCACCAAAUCUGACUUUGAACUUAUGGCAAUGCCACUGAAUAGAAAAUAUAUGAUUCAUUUUCAGACUUUGGAAAACUGUCUGCAAUGUUUUGAAAUAUUGCUUUCUCCAAAUACAAUUAAACAUCUGUUAUGUCAGAGUC
Molecule: messenger RNA, 3253 nt
Organism: Carassius auratus (goldfish)
Lineage: Eukaryota; Metazoa; Chordata; Actinopteri; Cypriniformes; Cyprinidae
Gene: pfkfb2b
Product: 6-phosphofructo-2-kinase/fructose-2,6-biphosphatase 2b
Exons: 17
Coding region: 232-1869 (545 amino acids)
Biological process (GO): fructose metabolic process; fructose 2,6-bisphosphate metabolic process
Cellular component (GO): cytosol
Molecular function (GO): 6-phosphofructo-2-kinase activity; fructose-2,6-bisphosphate 2-phosphatase activity; ATP binding
Source: RefSeq, a predicted model, not a curated record